Messenger RNA from Mytilus trossulus (common blue mussel), 1206 nucleotides. RefSeq lists its product as uncharacterized. The record is from RefSeq and is a predicted model, not a curated record. The transcript has 5 exons. The coding region runs from base 38 to 1099 and encodes 353 amino acids. NCBI's taxonomy places the organism in Eukaryota, Metazoa, Mollusca, Bivalvia, Mytilida, Mytilidae.
CUUCUUCUCAGAUAAUGCAGGAUGUUAUAAGAACACAAUGAUGAUGGUAGCACUUAAAGAUGAACUAGGAGAUAAGUUGAAAACAUACAAUUUCAGUGAAGCACAGGAUGGCAAAGGUCCAUGUGACCGCAGAGCUUCACAUAUCAAGGCAUGUGUUAGAAGAUACAUUAAUGAGGGACAUGAUGUCACAUCUGCAGAGGAGAUGAAAAAGGCUAUAGAUGUUAAACAGAAAGGAUCAUUUAGGGUUAGAGUUGUUGACAUUGUUACUAAUUUGGAUGCAGAGAAGUCACAGAUUAAACCAAUUACUGGAAUUACUCAAUUGCAUAAUUUUUCAUUUGAUGUCAAUGGAAUAACAGUUUGGAAGGCAUAUGGAAUAGGAGAAGGAAAGCGGAUAGCAUGGGAAAACAUCGGAACCACAGAGCAAAGAACCAAUCUGUUGGUUAAAGUUGAUUGGACAAUUACAGCUCCUCAGUUGUUGGAAGUAGAAGUUAUGGCACAAGAAGAAGAACUUGUAGAACCAAACCCCAAAAAACAAAAGAAGAACUCCAUCAAUCAGCCAUAUGAUUGCCCAAAAGAUGGCUGCACAAGAGCUUUCAAAACUCAAAGUGCACUGGAGCAACACAUCAUUGUUGGUAAUUGUGAUUAUCACAAUGAAAAAACAACUCAAGAUAAAGCCAAGUCAAUGUAUGGACAAAAAGUUAAUUCUUUGUUUCACGGAACAAGGGUUCAACUGGAUUGUAACUUUAAUGACUGCCGUACAUCAGAAUCAGUAAAGGGAUGGGCACUGAAAGGUAAAAAGAAAAGAACAGUUUUUACUCAAUCUCAAGUGAAUUACAUGAAGGAGAAGUUUGAUAUUGGGAAGGUAUCAGGAAGAAAAGUCGAUCCCUUUCAAGCAGCUGAUGAGAUGAGACAGCUGCAAGAAGAGGGGAAAUAUGUUUUUUCAAGGAAGGAAUAUUUAACUGGGCAGCAGAUUACAGCAUAUUUUUCAAGGUUGGCACUCAAAGACAGAAAGACCGACCUUGAUGAUUUCAGAUCUGCCGAAGAGGAAAAUAAUAAAAGAUGCCUUAAACAGGAGAUUUUGGACAGUGUUUCUUUAUAACUUUGAUUAAACAGUGUCUUCCAUAAAUUGAGCUCAAUCAUCUAGUAUCACAAUUUUUUGAAUAAUAUAUUUAUAGAUAAUUCAGUUUUAAUAUAUGUGUACUUUUA